Molecule: messenger RNA, 675 nt
Organism: Asparagus officinalis (garden asparagus)
Lineage: Eukaryota; Viridiplantae; Streptophyta; Magnoliopsida; Asparagales; Asparagaceae
Exons: 3
Coding region: 98-478 (126 amino acids)
Molecular function (GO): nucleic acid binding; zinc ion binding
Source: RefSeq, a predicted model, not a curated record
AACGCUGAUCUCCCCCGUUGAAGGCCCAUCACUUCUUCCUCUCUCGCGACCGACGCCGACGCAGCAAAUUCAAGCCAGAUUCAAUGCUACCCUUGAGAUGGCUUCAUGUUCAGUAAAUGCCAUUUCUAUGGUGAAGAGAAUGCUACAAGAUAUCACUGUAUCAGUUGAGAAGGAAGUAAUGCUUAAUGAAAUUCAUAUUGCAAACUCUCAAAUUGGAAGCCAAAUUAGUUCAAAUGCAAAUGUAGUAUUGAGAGAUGCUGAAGAAAUUUUAAUUCGUGAUCCUAGUGGCCCAGUAAAAACAAAGGGUCGUCCAAGAGGUGCUAGCAGGUACAAGUCAGAAAUUGAAGAGUCACAAUCGAAAAAGGAUAUAAAACAUCGAAAAUGUGGGAAUUAUCAACAAUUGGGUCACUAUAAGACCGGUUGCCCGAUGUUGGUAGGCAUUAUGAAGAAGGAGCACAUCAAAAUCCAUGGUAGCUGAGAAGUCUCUGUUCGAAGGACUGGUUAGUGCUUAAAGACUGUGUUUUAUCUACUUAGCUUUUUAUAUAGUUGCUUUCCUAUUUCACGCUUGAACUUGUACCUUGUGGGGUUGUAUUGGAGCAUAUAUGGCUUGUGUCUUUAAACUUGCCUGGCACUCCAUUAUAAAUGAAAAUUCAUAUUUCAUUCUGAGUUGUGAUU